Naumovozyma castellii is the source of this 1338-nucleotide messenger RNA. It is a transcript of the gene RSM23, whose product is annotated as mitochondrial 37S ribosomal protein mS29. Lineage: Eukaryota; Fungi; Ascomycota; Saccharomycetes; Saccharomycetales; Saccharomycetaceae. The transcript has a single exon. The record is from RefSeq and is a predicted model, not a curated record. Bases 1 to 1338 code for a protein of 445 amino acids.
AUGGUAUCACAACUCUCCAUUCAAAUAAGGAGGCUUUCCAUUCAAUCAAUGGUCAGAGCCACCGCUCCUUCAAAGGGUCAGACGCAAGGGUUCGCAAGGAAACAACAGUCGUCUUCAGGUAAUAAAAAAUCCUCCAGGAAGAAAAUAGGCAGGGAUACAUUGUACAAGAAUUGGGAAAACACUGUACAUACUGCUAAAUUGAAUAAGAGUGCCGUCUCAGUGAGUCUUCCGACAUUUCGUCCCACUGCUGCGGAACCAUGUUUAGUAAACGCCUUUUCGAAUGAUCAAUAUAAGAGUUUAUUUCACAUGGGUACCUUUAAAAAGGGGCAAUUCAACGAAUUGUUUCCCAAACCAGUGGCUUUGGUAAGAGAGAGUUCCACUUUAAAGUUCUUCAAACUUUUGAAAGAAUCCAAGGAUAGGAAGUAUAUAUUGACAGGCGAACCAGGGGUGGGGAAAACGGUUUUAUUGACACAAAUACAAGCGCUUGCUGUGGAUUCAAAAUAUUUAUCCCUACACAUCUCAUACCCAGACUUGUUCUUAAAUGGUACAAACAAUUUCUUUUAUGAUGAUGCCUCUAAAUUGUACAUUCAACCAAUGUAUCUUAAGAAAUUAUUAAGAAAAAUACGUAAAUCCAAUUCUGAGCAAAUAUUAAAAUCUAUCCCAUUAAAAAAUGAUUAUAAAUUAGCUAAUGCAAACCCUGAAGAUUCAUCCAUGAAACCUUUCAUUCAAUUAACGGCCAAGAAAAAUACAUUAUGGGAUCUAUUAGCGGCAAAGAUACAACCUCGUCAUAGAGGCAACCAAUUCGAAGGAGUUAUUAACGAAAUGGCUUUACAAAAGGCUACGCCAGUGUAUUUCACUGUGGACAACUUUUCAAAAAUAUUGACUGAUGCCUUCUCCGCAUAUAAGAACGUUAAUAACAAACCAAUCUAUUCAUUAGAUCUGCAAAUGGGGAAAAUAAUAAUGAAUAUAGUUAGUGGUAAUACCACUUUUGCAAAUCCAGAGAGUGCUGUCGUAUUGUCUAUUUCCGGUGUGGAUAGAACAAAUAGAACUUUACCGGUUGCUUUAGAUAAAGUGAAGGAGGAUCCAUAUGUAUCAAGACACUAUUAUGAACCAAAAUUCGUGGAACUCAUGCGCAAGGGAAAUGUGAAAGAAUUUGAAGUAACUAAAUUGGAUAAAGAUGAAGUGAAACAAUUAUUACAAUUCUAUAUACAAUCUGGCAUUGUGUUAGAUAAAGACACGAGUAUUGAUUUGAACACUUUGGUGAAUGAAAAAUACUUCCUAAGCGGAAAUGGGAAUCCAAGAGAGUUAAUAAAGAGUUUGGUACUACAACAUAGAUAA